Molecule: messenger RNA, 2708 nt
Organism: Alosa sapidissima (American shad)
Lineage: Eukaryota; Metazoa; Chordata; Actinopteri; Clupeiformes; Clupeidae
Gene: prph2b
Product: peripherin 2b (retinal degeneration, slow)
Exons: 3
Coding region: 290-1315 (341 amino acids)
Biological process (GO): visual perception
Cellular component (GO): membrane
Source: RefSeq, a predicted model, not a curated record
GGCCAGCGGCCGCUAUGGGUUUGUGUGCGGCUCGGCUGGACAGCGCUGGACAGAGGGCCUCUCUCGACGCGGUACCUGUUGCAGCACCCUUCUGGAGCGGAUUACUGACGCACCUCUAAGCCAGUGGACUCGUUUACUGAAGGUCACUUGGGUUUGUUGUUCUCCUCUAACUGCUGCAAAACUACCAAAUAUUACCAGCGAAGGCCGAAGAAAACGUUGGCGCUCGCUGCUUUUGAGUUCCUUCAGUGUUGCUUUGCGUUGCGUGGAUAGAGGGCUGUAGGGGGCAGAGAUGGCGCUGAUGCCCGUGAAGUUCGACCUGGCCAAGCGGGUGAAGCUGGCGCAGGGGUUGUGGCUCCUCUACUGGCUGUCCGUCAUGGCGGGCAUCCUCGUCUUCAGCAUGGGGCUCUUCUUCAAGAUCGAGCUGCGCAAACGCAGCGAGAUGAUGGACAACAACGAGAGCCACUUCGUGCCCAACCUGCUGAUCCUGGCCGGCCUGGUGGCCUGCGGCAUCAACGCAUUCGGUGGCAAGGUGUGCCACGACUCGCUGGACCCCACCAAGUUCGCCAAGUGGAAGCCCAUGCUGAAGAACUACCUGAUGGGCUGCAUCGGCUUCAACGUGUUCCUGUUCGUGGUGGCGCUGCUCUGCUUUCUCAUGCAGUUCCAGCUGUACUUCGCACUGGCCGAGGGCCUGCGCUACAGCAUCAAGUUCUACAAGGACACAGACACGCCUGGACGCUGCUUCAUGAAGAGGACCCUGGACAUGACCCAGAUCGAGUUCCGUUGCUGCGGCAACAACAACUUCAGGGACUGGUUCGAAGUCCAAUGGGUUAGCAACCGUUACCUGGACUUCAGCAACGAGGAGGUUAAAGACCGUGUGCUGAGCAACGUUGAAGGGAAGUACCUGAUGGACAGCGUCCCGUUCAGCUGCUGCAACCCCGGCUCCCCCCGGCCCUGCAUCCAGCACCACCUGACCAACAACACCGCCCACUACGACUACGACCACCACACCGAGGAGCUGAACAUCUGGACGCGGGGCUGCCGCGAGGCCCUGGUCUCCUACUACGGGGGCAUGAUGAACAGCAUCGGCGCAUUCCUCUUUCUAGUCAUCUGUCUGGAGGUGGCCGUGAUGGUGGGCCUGAAGUAUCUGACCACGUCGCUGGAGACCCUGGCCAACCCUGAGGACCCGGAGAGUGAGAGCGAGGGCUGGCUGCUGGAGAAGAGUGUCAAGGAGACCAUGGCAGACGUGACGGCCAAGCUCAAAGCCCUGUGCAGCAGGAACCAGGUGGAGGGGGAGGAGGCUGUUGCUGAGAGCUGAGAGGGCCUGGCCCUGCCCCCACUGGGACUAAGGCCCCUCCCUUCAUCGGGAGAAGAGUUAAUGAAGAGGAACACAUCCUCUCUGUAACACACACACACACAUGCAUAUAUACAAACACACAUCAACAUUCUCCUGUCAAAAGUGAACAAAUUAUUUGUGAUUCUUGCAAGAGGUGAUAACCUGAAAAUGUGAACAUGAAUGUCAAUAUUAUUUAUCCGUUCUGUACAUAUUAAGAGUUAAACAGAUCUAUUUUUCAAAGUAAAGAAAGAUUAUUUUAUUGCAAAGAAGUUAUUAUAAAUUUGAAUGCUAAAAAAUCCCCCUUCCUUCCCCAUGAGCAAGUCCCAGGUCUUAGCCAAGUACAUACAGCUCCCAGAUGCCACCAAUCACGUGGGCUUCACCUCCAGAGUCCUUACACAGUGGAGCGGAUGUUUAACCCGACAGCACGACACACACACACGUACAGCAUUCACAAACACACACACACACACUUUUUAAACCAUUCUAAGCCAUAUUCUUCAUAUGGCGUACCACUGCAAGGCCAGCUACUGGCUGCUUUGGGUGCAACUGCAGCGAUGAUGAUGAUGAUGAUGAUGAUCUGGAUGAUAGACUGCGAGGCUCUUCAGUUUGUUGAGGGGCAGAUGGAGACGUGGCCUUGGUCUCCAAUGGCAGCUCAAUCCGAGGCAGCUGAGGAGAGGGGGCUCUGGGUAGCCCUCCUGACCCCCUCAGGCACUCUCUCUGCUGGGAUAACCUUCUACCAGAGCCCCUGGUCUGUCCAUAGGGCCCAGGAAGGCCCGACCCAUGCAUCAUCUAUGCAGGAUAACAUCCCUGUGGUCACCUGUGAUAGCCAGACCAGAGCAGUCAAUAGGACAAAAACACAUACACACACACACACACACAAGCACACCACCGUAACAAGGAGUGAUACUCUCUUUAAACAACAAGUGUGUGACAGUGUAGAUGUGUGUGUUGUGUUCUCGGGUUAACUAUCACACUCACCAGCGAGGUCUUCAGAUGUCGUCUAGCCAUUUGGUGUUGGGUAUGUGUUGGGUAUGUGUUAAGGUUUGAUUUUCUUUUGUACAAAAUGUCUUUUUCCUUUGGUUGUCUGCAGGCAGUUUGACAGUUCAGUUCUACCAGUUUAAAAGCAGUGAGCCAACAAUAAGAGAGCUUAGUGUUUUAAGGUGACAGCAUGUUUCUAUGUCCAUAAAUUCAAUAUUUUCAGUUCUAUUAUUAUUGUUUUCUUCUGUGUGACAUUUUGGUUUUACGUCUUUGUAAUUUUGACCAGUAAGUCUUUGUGUAACUGAAGAUGUGGGUAUUGAGCAUACGGUCAGUGUGUUGGGUUGGGACACCAGUGUAGCUUCCACAGUGAGUACUAUAAAAAACAGAUGAAAAGUCA